Vicia villosa (hairy vetch) is the source of this 528-nucleotide messenger RNA. RefSeq lists its product as uncharacterized. Lineage: Eukaryota; Viridiplantae; Streptophyta; Magnoliopsida; Fabales; Fabaceae. The coding region runs from base 1 to 528 and encodes 175 amino acids. The transcript has 3 exons. The record is from RefSeq and is a predicted model, not a curated record.
AUGCCAAAACAGUGUAGGACAAGUUCACAACAUAGAAACCAAUGUUUUGAAGAGUAUGAUGAUGGAUAUGUUGAUGAAAUGAAUGAACAUUCUUAUUCAAAACAACUCAUGAGAGAAGAAUCAGAUUCCUUCCUUGGCAACAGUAAUAUCUUCUCUAAAAGAGCUAGAAUCGAGGCAAGUUCUACAACGAGUUUGGUGCAAUGUAGUGAAAGAAGAAGAAGAAUAUGUGCUGAUGAUGAUGAUGGUCGUGCAGUAACAAUAACAAAUCUGUUUUGCUUUUAUGACCAUGAACUUCUGGAUAAGAAAAAAGGAAUAAAGGAUGAAGAAAAGUUUUAUAGAUGGGAGAGAAAGAUUCAACCACAUUUUGAUUUUUGCAUCACUUCUUUCAAAUCUCCAAACGAACCACAUUUUAUACAUCAAUAUAAGAACUUCAUCAUUAAGAUUGAAUUCCACCAGCUUACUCAGAGCAAAAAUGUAACAGGUAUUGACAGUGAAUUCUUCUCCUCUAUCUAUAAACCAUUUAUCUAA